Molecule: messenger RNA, 1560 nt
Organism: Siniperca chuatsi (mandarin fish)
Lineage: Eukaryota; Metazoa; Chordata; Actinopteri; Centrarchiformes; Sinipercidae
Product: transmembrane protein 82-like
Exons: 6
Coding region: 408-1466 (352 amino acids)
Source: RefSeq, a predicted model, not a curated record
AAAUGUGUUAUAUACAUUUGUUUUUGUAUCCUCUUGAACACAAGUGCUGCAUCUUAGAAAUACAUGAUAUCUAAGACGCAUUGUAAGCAAAGUGUGAUUUUUAUUUUGACCCUGUUAAAAGGUCUCUGGUUGCUCUGUGAGCCUAAUCAUCUUUUUGAGAGGAUUUUCAGCCUCUGUCAUCAGGAAAUGAUUAAACUGACAAGCACACUCAAAUCACAUUUGACCUUUGGAACUUCAGCAUGGAGAGCACUCGGACCUGAUCAGCAGGAAGAAAUAAAGGUUUGGCUCACAGGAAUGAAUUGACUUGUAGUUUCUGAUCAGGUUCUUAGGUUGAAGUAGCAUGAGUGAGAGAUCAUAGCACUUUUUUGUGUGUGUCCUUGUUGAGAUAUUACAAGGAAAACAUAAAAAUGUUUCUUCCCUUCUCCUGGAUACUGAGAACUUCUGAAUGGACGCCUUUUGAUUCAAACCCUAUAGAAAGUUUUUUUCAAGGUUUUGUGGGUGCAUGUGGAAUAUCGGUGCUGUGCAAUUUGAUGAGAGUUUACUACUUCAUUCAAACAUGCAGUGAUUAUGAAUCUGAAACUGAAGGCAAACAGAGGUCAUCCUCACUUGGCAAUCCUCUGAGAGGGAGCUGGAAAACAGCUCUCCAAUUCUGGUCCCUGACAGUCCUCCUGUCUCUGGUGGGCUCGAGGGUUUCCUCUCUGAUAGUGCUGGAGUUUUCUCUCAGAGCUGUUUCUGCCUGGGCAUCAGCAGGACUGGAUGCCAAUGGCAGAGGCCUAGACCUGCUCCCGAUCCAGUGCCAGUUCUCCCUGGGUUGCGGCCUCACCUGUACUCUGGUCUUCCUCCAUCAGGGGGCUCCACACAGCUCCCUCAGCUCGUUUCUGACAGCUGCUCUCAGCUGGGCACUGGCAAGCUUCAGCCACAGUCUGUGGAGCCAUGUGGCCAGACUCUUCCCACUACAUAGCACAGAGCAUAACUGUGGGAAGUGUAUCACCCUUCUGACCUCUGGACACACCAUACUUGCUUCACUGCAAAGAGUGGUUGUCUUGGCCUUUGCUCUAGCAACCGUGGCUUCCACCACCAUGGUUUAUGACCACUUCCUGUCCCAGAAGGAUGCUCUAAAGUUUUGGACUCCAUUGACACUCUGCUACACUAUGUUGGUGGUCUAUAUUCAAGUUUCAUUUUGCACAGAGGAUCAGAAUCAGCACACUUGUACAGAGGCUCUGUUGCACAGUGUAGUGCUGCGACUGGGAGCCUUAUUGGUGCUCAUGCUGACCGUGGGUGACUGGUCUGAUGUCGUCCACGUCCUCAUCGCUUUCCUGGGCGAAGCAGUCUGCCUGCUGCCCUCUCGGGACCUGCUGCAAGCUGUGAUAAAGGAAGAAGAAGACACAAGCUUGAGCAAAUAUGAACAGAGCUCCAGUCACAAAACAAGGGAACGCACAAGGAAAACAUCAUCCGAUGACAGUUGAUGGUGUACCUGAAAUCUACCUCAAAUACCAGUUACUACCUCGAAUGUCAAGAUGUGCUAAUACUCGAUGUUAAUAAUAAAAGGAUUAUUGUGUA